AUAAUGAAACAAUUGUCUAUGAGUUGUUGAUCCCUUUUCAAGGGUUGUAUAUUUUUCAUGAGGUCACGCAGUCAAAAUUGCCAACUAAUAAGGUUGAAGUAGCAUUAAUAUCACAUACCAUACCAACAUUUCUCAAGUUUAGGGAGUUACUUAUGCAGAGUCUAAAAGAUUAUAUUGUGGAUACAUAUAUUACAUCAAUAGAUUCCAGUGAAAGCGUAACCAGUUUAUCACAUGGAACUACAUCUCUUAUCAUUUCUUUGUUAAAGGAAGAUGGGGAUGAACACCAAGAUCCAACUUACAUUGAGACAGAUUCCGAUGAAGUACUACCUAAAAAAUACUUAUAUUAUAUUCGUGUUGGUGAACCUUUAAAAGAAAUCGGUAAUCACCCAUCUAUAAGGAAAACCUUAGGUUCAAAAAUUAGUGAAAAAAUAAAUAAUGAUGUUUUAAAGAAACCUUUCAAACUUCCAACCAAAAAAAAGUCGGGUAGUGAUGAGUUAUUUAUUGAAGAAAAUUUAAAUGAUGAUGAUUCUAUGCCAAAUAUCAUCAUAAAAGGUGAUAAUAAAUGUCAAUAUAAAUUAUAA
Molecule: messenger RNA, 581 nt
Organism: Entrophospora candida
Lineage: Eukaryota; Fungi; Glomeromycota; Glomeromycetes; Entrophosporales; Entrophosporaceae
Source: the annotation of a GenBank genome assembly